Scomber japonicus (chub mackerel) is the source of this 1782-nucleotide messenger RNA. It is a transcript of the gene rbm14a, whose product is annotated as RNA binding motif protein 14a. The coding region runs from base 51 to 1706 and encodes 551 amino acids. Gene Ontology annotation, cellular component: cytosol. The record is from RefSeq and is a predicted model, not a curated record. NCBI's taxonomy places the organism in Eukaryota, Metazoa, Chordata, Actinopteri, Scombriformes, Scombridae. Gene Ontology annotation, molecular function: mRNA binding. The transcript is spliced from 8 exons.
UGAGGUUUGAAUCCAGCUCCAGCACCGCGUUGGAUGCAGAUGUUACAGAGAUGAGUGAGAACGUGAAGUUGUUUGUGGGGAACCUUCCUUUAGAUGCAACUCAUGAAGAGCUAACCAAGCUCUUUUCACCUUAUGGGGAGAUCAACACCUGUUCCUUGCUCAGACAGUAUGCUUUCGUUACCCUGAAGGGAGAGGGGGCAGCAGACAGAGCCAUACGGCAUCUAGAUGGCAAAGAGUACAGAGGCAGACCGCUUGUGGUCGAGGAGUCGCGCGCACGCCCACCCAACUCCACUAAAGUGUUUGUGGGGAACCUCAGUGCAACAUGUUCAGCGGAUGACCUGCAUGGGCUGUUCUCAACCUUCGGAAGAGUUUUAGACUGUGAUAAAGUUAAAGCCAGGUUAUGUUCAAAUGUUGGCUACGCGUUUGUUCAUAUGGAGAGGAAGGAGGAAGCCACGGCAGCUAUUGAUGCACUAAAUGGGACCAUGUUCAAGGGCCGUCAGCUGGCCGUAGAGCUCUCCAAGGCCCAACCCCUGAUCAACCAGAUUGCAUCAGCCGGAAAUCCAGGCGGUGUAGCAGCAGGUGGCAGAGAGGGUCUUCUUCCCCGACCACCUCCCUCUCUAGAGCAUCACCAGAGUCAAGCAGCUGUGCUAGCAGCAGCUGCAGCAGCUGCUGCUGGACUACCAAUACAAGUUCAACAAAGUGUCCAUAAUUCAUUCUACAACACCACAUCCUUUGAUCCCACCUAUGCUGCCCUGAAGGGCAUUACAAGUGCUAAAGGUGCUGAUGGCGUGAUAUACGGUGCACUUGCCAGCCAGGUGUAUGGAUCUGUUGCUGACCAGGUGUACCAAGAUAUCACCAAUCACAACUCUGCAGCAAAUGUCCCCGUUGCUCCAGAAGUGGAGCCUAACACUGGGCCAGAUCCAACAACACUUUUUGAGGCAGCAAGAGCCAAGUUCUUUCAGGAGGGACAGAAGGUUCUGGCAGAGCAGCAGGCAGGGAGAAAAGCAGCAGCUUCAGAUAAUGAGCGUGACCGCAGCCCAAUCAGAGGGAACAGAGCCCCCCUUCUCCCAGACCCUGUUCCCGGUUCCUUUGCUCAGAUACGACCCAAGCGCAGAGCCCUGCUGCCGACACCACCUGGAGGACCUGAAGAAACUCCGGCUGCCACUACAACUACUGAAGGGUCAGAUGCUGUUGCUAGGUCUUACACAGAGUACUACCAGCAAAUGCAUCAAUACCAACAGUAUCAACAGUACCAGCAACAGUAUCAGUACCUCCAGUAUGCCUACACCAACCCUCCUCCUCCUCCGCCACCUCCACCACCACCACCGGCCACCACACAGGCACAGGCCUCCACCGCAGCCCCUGCACCCCCAGGGACAUAUGCGGCACCCCCAACGUACGCCUCAUCAGGAGCGUACCCACCACCAGGAACAUAUGAUGCUACAGGAAGUUACGACGCUUCAUCGGAGGGCUACGACGCCUCAUCAGGGAGCUACAACGCUUCAUCUGGAAACUACGAUGCCUCGGCGGGUUAUGGCGCAUCAAGAGGCUACGGGGCACCGGGAGCAUAUGAUUCAUCCGGAGCUUAUGCAGCAGCGGGAAGCUACUCCGCAUCCACACCGUAUGAGCAGACACCCGCACACGGGCAACCCAUGCCCCAGCGCCAUGAUUACCCUUACCACACGCCAGAACCCCCUUAUCGAUAGUCCCACCCCCACACAAUCCUUCCACACUGCAGAUGUGUGUGCGUGUGUGUGUGCGUGCGUGUGUGCGUGCGUGUGU